Messenger RNA from Leptosia nina, 657 nucleotides. The record is from the annotation of a GenBank genome assembly. Lineage: Eukaryota; Metazoa; Arthropoda; Insecta; Lepidoptera; Pieridae.
AUGCCUGUUAAAGCGCUUGAAAAAUGUGUUCGUGAUCUGAUGCAGACUGUGCUUGAUCUUCAGAAUAAAGUGAUUUCACUCGAAUCAGUGAUAUUAGAGCAAAAUCAGCUUAUAAAACAGUUCGCGAAACCGAUUCAUAUUUCGAAUCUUGUGGCAACUACCGACAAUUCUGAAUCCAAAAGUGAGGUAGAUUCGAAGAAACGGCCUGGGCGCACGAAUCGGCAACGUGCGGCCUCAUCCGCUUUAACGCCGGUGCUGGAAGUGCAAGCGGGACAAAGCGACCGCUCACAGAGCUCCUCUCCGCUACCUACAUGCACUACUCCGCAACUCACCGCUUCAAUGUUUGACGCACGGCUCUCUGGCGAAGCUAGCACUACACUACAAGCGAACGCUACGCGUACAAAUGAUUCGAGCGUCCGCGAUGAGAAUCCUCAGUGGGAGAAUGUGACUCACCGACGUACUGCUCGCUCGCGUCGCACAUCGCACGAUAGCAUAGCUCGAGGUACGGCGGCGCCCGGUUCAACAUCUUUGGAGGCAUCGGAACGUAAAGCUUAUUUACAUGUUUACUACUUGAAGUCGGGGACAACAGUUGAACAAAUGGUAAAUCACUUAAUGACCAUUUGUCCCAAUGACGUUUGCCGAGUAGAGCAAUUAAAA